Molecule: messenger RNA, 933 nt
Organism: Malus domestica (apple)
Lineage: Eukaryota; Viridiplantae; Streptophyta; Magnoliopsida; Rosales; Rosaceae
Source: RefSeq, a predicted model, not a curated record
AUGCACGAUUCAAUUGGAAUUCCGGCCUGCUUCACAGCCGGCACUCCAAGGCCGGCCGACGAUCCAACCCCAACCGGCGUGAUCAGGUCGGGGCAGAGCGUGUUCAUGUCAGUGUACAGCACAAAGAUAGCCGGCCGGUGCCGGCUGAUCACCGUCACCUGGUGCAAGAAUCUGUUACUCCACGGCCUCUCUGUUUCGGUGCAAGGCCAGAACAGAGACGAAGAGUACCGGUGCAAAGUUGAGCUCAAGCCGUGGUACUUCUGGCGCAAGCAAGGCUCCAAGCAAUUCACGGUGGACGGCAUCACCGUGGACGUCGUCUGGGACCUCAAGGCCGCCAAAUUCAACGGCGAAACGGAGCCACAAUCGGACUACUACGUCGCCAUUGUCUGCGAAGAGGAGGUGGUUUUGCUCGUUGGCGAUCAGAAAAAAGACGCAUUCAGAAAAACUGGCUGCCGGCCGUCGCUCAUAGAGCCGAUUCUGGUUUCGAGGAGGGAGCAUUUGUUCGGGAAGAGGAAGUUUUCAACACGAAUCAAGUUUCACGAGAAGGAGAAUUUCCAUGAGAUUUUGAUCGAGUGCAGCAACGGCUCAGAUGGGUCUGAUCCGGAGUUGGAGAUAAAGAUUGAUGGGAUCCAAGCCGUUCGUGUGAAGCGGCUUCACUGGAAGUUCAGAGGCAAUGAUUGUGUUGAUGUGAACAGAAACAGAGUUGAAGUUUUCUGGGAUGUUCAUGAUUGGCUGUUUUGCUCCGGUCCGAGGCACGGAAUGUUUAUAUUUAAGCCGGUGUCGGCGGAGCAUACGGCUGAGCCCCCGUCGCUUUCGGCCGUUGACCAAUCUUUGACCGAAAAGAUUAAGAGUGAGAUUUCGAGAUAUGAUGUGAAUUAUGAAGAGGUGGGGCCAAGUGGUUUGGGAGUUUUUGCUACAGCUGGAAUUGAGUAA